Molecule: messenger RNA, 1140 nt
Organism: Drosophila persimilis
Lineage: Eukaryota; Metazoa; Arthropoda; Insecta; Diptera; Drosophilidae
Gene: Pbp45
Exons: 1
Coding region: 3-1106 (367 amino acids)
Biological process (GO): snRNA transcription by RNA polymerase II; snRNA transcription by RNA polymerase III
Cellular component (GO): snRNA-activating protein complex
Molecular function (GO): sequence-specific DNA binding
Source: RefSeq, a predicted model, not a curated record
CGAUGGAGGUUAAUGUGUACGACGACUGCUGGCUUCUGGUGCAACGUUUCAACCAAGCAGCCAAUGACGAGCAGAACGGCGAGUUUGAGGUUUUCUGCCGUUGCUGGCAGGAGCUGCAACUGCAGCAUCUCUUCUCCGCCCAGACGAACCAUAUCGAAAUAAUUGCCACCACAUUGGCCGCCCUGCACGUGGGCAAGCGUGUAGCCUGCGGCCGCCGCACCAAUGGGCAACUAUAUCCCGCUGCCUCCCGCUUCCAGCGCAUUGCAGGAUUCUAUCUGCUGUACGUGGUCUACAACAAGCAGCCGACACAGAAUUUUGCCAAGAUCGAGGUGUCACCAUCCACCUGGCAGAGCCUGUGCGACUAUGCGUUGCAGUUGCGUCGUGACAGUCCCGAACAAAAGGACACUGAGCAGGUUAGCUACCUCUUCUGGCGUUUGGUGCAACAGCAAGCUUUCCGCUUCACGGCCGUGGACUAUGGCCAGGGCCUAGAUGGCUUGGUCAACUAUGACAACGUGGAGAGUGCUGCGGGAAUCAGCAGGCAGAAGAAGAGCGAACUGAUUUUAAAGCAACACAGACCCAAUAAGGUCAGCCUGAUUUAUGAGCUGGAGGACCUUAGGAAUCUGGACCUGGCCAGCGACCCGUUCUGUAAGUUGGAGACGGCCUAUAACAGGCAGAAAGAGCAGCUAGUCGGCCAAGAACAGACACUGCCGCCUACUCGGGUCUUUAGUCAGCUUCGGGAGAUCUUCAGUGACAUACAAAACAUUAUUGGAGGACAGAACCAGAAUCAGCACGAUGAUGAGCAGCCUACAACAUCUACGAACCACCAACUGGAGCUACGUGAGCGGGUGCGCUACAAAGCCAUGUACGGAAAAGAGAAGGACGACUUGCCAAAGGCUGAGCUCGAUAAAGAGGAGGAGCAGGAAGCGCAAGAUCCGUACCAACGACGCACAUCAUCGGCCACUAUUUUUUUGCCGCAACUGCCAAAAGAUGUGGAGCGAGAGUACGAAAUGGACGAUUACACCGAGGAUGAGGAUGAGGAAGGGGAAGCCUGUGAAGAGUUUAUGGAUAUGCCGAAAAGCCAAGCUACGAGUUACAUAUGUAAAUAAAUUCAGAAUCUCAAAAAAAAAAAUGCAAAACGAA